AUGCCUCAAUGGCAUGCGUAUCAUGUCGGGAGAUGCGAUGGCGGUAAGCCCAAAUGCUCCAGCUGCAUGAACAAGCACCGCGAAUGUCGAUACCAGGCCGUAGACAAGAGAAAACUCCCCCUCCGCGUUGCCAUAGAGCUUCUAUCAAGCAGAGUCGAACAGCUCUGUCUCUUCAUUCGCGAAUGUGGAUUAGAGGCCCCGCCUAUGCCGCAAGAAAAGGACGCAGCUUUGGCUACAGUCCUUGAUGUUCUUGGCUUGACUGGAAUCCAUUCAUCUGCAGGAAUCAAUCAAACUAACAUCAAAUUCCCUAAUCCCAAUUCCCCAUCCGCAGUCGAUGAUCUGCCUUCUGAUCUGCCUUCUGAUGUGCCAAAUUCUGUGCCAUUAUCCGCUCCUGGUGUAGCGAAUGAUUUAAUUAGCACUUGGGCUCAGACAUCGACAUCCCCGGACAACACAUCGGAAAAGUCUCAGUCGAAUUUUACAAUGCUUUCAGACCCUCAUGCCGUGUCGACACUCCCCAUGGUCCUCGAUACCGAAGAUUUGGAUAUCUCCCUUGCAGAACAGUAUCCACCAACGGAUGAUCACUCGGAUAAUUCCUUGGCCAACUGGGACUGGACCUUAGAAUUUGGAACAUGCAUUACACCACCAUCCCCAGAAAUCCACGACAUUGGCAUAGAACCACCACAGCUACCAGAGGGGCCAUUGGAAGGGGCAGCUGAGCCCUUUGGGCCUGCCGUCGUUCAAACCCCAUCCAGCCUCGACAACGAUACCAGGAGCACAGAAGAAAUUGAAGAUCUUAUUGACGAGCUUUCUGAUCGGAUGGGCACAUUGCGCUUUGGCCCUGGAGGAAAAGCCCGCUUCUAUGGCCCGACAUCGACCUUCAACCUUGCCGAUGCUCCAAUAUCUAUCAACACUCGGACACAUCGUACCCUUGAUUAUCUCGACGACACAGACUAUGACAGACAAGUCCCAUUAUCUCUCGAGGAGCAUCUUCUUAAUCUCUAUUUUGCCUGGCAAGAUCCAUCGUUCCAUGUCGUCGACCGAGAAUUGUUCGAGAAAGGAAAGACAGCCUGGGGUGGGAAAGAAGAGACCCCGUUCUAUUCCGAGGCACUCUGCUAUGCAAUGUGCUCUCUCGGCGCUGCUUUUGAAACCCGUUAUCACCCAUCCUUUGUGACGUUCCCGAAGUCUCUCGGUGAAUUCUUCGGAGACCGUGCAAAAAAGCUACUUGAAGUUGAACUAGACUCACCAUGCGUGGCAACAGUCCAAGCACUAGUCAUCUUAAGCAGCUAUGAAAUUGGUGUGGGCUCAGAUACACGUGGAUGGCUCUACAGUGGGAUGGCCCUUCGACUUGCUUUUGACCUUGCCUUGCAUAUUGACCUAUCUCCUCAUGUUGCUCGUGGGUCUGUUACCGCUGCCGACGCUGAACUGCGUCGGACCGUAUUCUGGGCUGCUUAUAUGGUGGAUCAUCUUGUCGGCUUCUACCUUGGUAGACCUUUUUACACCAACAUGGAGGAUGUUACAGUCAAAAAGCCGAACAAUGACGUCGACUAUCGAGAACCUUGCAAAUGGACACCCUACGCAUCUCCCAUUCCAUUUGACAAUAAUUCGGGGUUAUUUGACUGCGUCGGGGCUGUCAGUCAACAGGAAAUCUCACUAUGUGAGCUUAUGGCACCCUGCGGCUACUUUCUGUAUGGAACAUCAUCUAUUCCAAGAGCCUUGCUCCAACAACUCAAUGAGAAUAGUGUUGCCAAGCUUCUCAGUUGGAAAUCUCAGUUGCCUUCAUAUUUACAAAUCGACCUCAACGAUCACACUUCUCCUUAUCUCCCGCAUGUGUUGCUACUUCACAUGCAAUAUUACCAGAAUCUCAUCUACACCCAUCGACCCUGGAUGUCAAAAGGCUACCUACAACCACAACCCCCUAAAGGGCCUGGCUCCACCCACGCUCGAGAGAUGUGCAUCAAUUCCGCCAUCUCGAUUGCCAAGAUCCUUGUAUUAUACGAGACCAGAUAUACCCUCCGCCGCAUAAACAUCAAAGCAGUCUCAAUUACCUCCUCCGCCGUGCUCCUACUUCUCUUCGCCGCCGUUUCCCAAUACCAAACCUCAGAAGAAGAGAAUAUCAUAGCUCAUCUGAGUACCUGUGUCAGAGCCCUCGAUGAGUUCUCUCUAUCAUGGCAGAGUGCCAAUCGCGCUAAAGACCUCAUGAUAAAACUACAGCAUAAAUGGGAGGUUCGUACACGUGCUACUAAGCCGGACCGCGGAUCCGAUGCAGCCGGUUAUCCCCCGAGAAAGCGAUCACGAACACUUAAUGGAUCUGACGCCAUAAUUCCAAAUCAUGGAAGGAUUCCGAACACACAGCCUGAGACGCGUGAUUUCCAACUGGAGUCUGGAUUGGGAUGGAUGCUCAUGCUCAGUGGUCAGCUUCCGUCAGAUGGGGAUGAAGAUCUUUAUUCUUUUGUUGCAAAUACAGAUAAUCUAGAAUGA
Messenger RNA from Penicillium samsonianum, 2478 nucleotides. RefSeq lists its product as uncharacterized. The transcript is spliced from 8 exons. The coding region runs from base 1 to 2478 and encodes 825 amino acids. Gene Ontology annotation, molecular function: DNA-binding transcription factor activity, RNA polymerase II-specific; DNA binding; zinc ion binding. Lineage: Eukaryota; Fungi; Ascomycota; Eurotiomycetes; Eurotiales; Aspergillaceae. Gene Ontology annotation, biological process: DNA-templated transcription; regulation of DNA-templated transcription. The record is from RefSeq and is a predicted model, not a curated record.